Messenger RNA from Spirodela intermedia, 6391 nucleotides. The record is from the annotation of a GenBank genome assembly. NCBI's taxonomy places the organism in Eukaryota, Viridiplantae, Streptophyta, Magnoliopsida, Alismatales, Araceae.
AUGCCAUCUGAAAUCAUGGAUCAGAGGCAUCUGUCGUCCGUCUGCAUGGCUUCUGCGCCAUCAACGUUAUUUUCCAAUGGUAUUUGUCUUCUAAGCGAGGUAUGACCUGCCAUCUGCAUUCAGUAUUCUGCCAAUGAUCUUCUCUUAACUUGGGACUAGUGUUCAACAAAAAUUAUUCGUCUACCAGACUUUCCUUGCUUUUCAAUUCAUUUUUGUGGAAGCUAUGUCUUUAUCCAACGAGCAUUUCACCAUUUCUAAUUCGUCUUUGGUUAAAGAACAUUUAACAUUUUACGAUUUCUAAUUCGUCUUCCGUUUUCCUUCUGUUUGUUUAACUUUUCCUUCCUUUUUCUUCCCUAUACAGAGACAAGCAGAAUGUUGGAAGUCUGAUUCUUUGCCGCAUUAUCAUGGUUCGUGUUUAUUUACCGCAACUUGAAUGUAAUGUUUAGUGACUGUUAAUCAAAGGCGCCAUUAAUGCAAUUCUGUGUUGUAUAGUUCUCCUUUGACCUUCUGCAAACUCGUUGCCUGGUUGAAACAGUUUUAGGAAUGGAUUAGAAUUUUUAUCAAGAUCGCCUGGAAACUGAGCGCGUCUGUACAUGAACCGGGAGACUUUGAAUGAAUUUACUCUUACAUCGAACUUCCUAGCAUGUUCAUUCAUUGUCAGUGCUCAUCACCAUGUAGUUCAACAUUUCUUUGUAUGGUCAUUUUCUAUCUGCAUUUCCAUCCCCAUGGCAGAUUGUGUGCUUUGAGAGCAGAUUUAAAAAUCUAGUUCUGUGCUCUCGAAUUUGUAUGCCAUGUAAGGUACCCUUUUGUCUUUAACCGUGCACAGCCCCAGUGGAAAGUUCUCCAUUAAUUGGUAGGAUUCUCUGCAUAGUGAACAAAGCCCACAACUAUACACCGUGAUUAUUUAUGUAGCAGCGAUUCCCCUGAAGUAGCUCCUGUAUGGAUUAUUUCAACCUUCGGGAUUAAACUAAUGGAUUUCAGGAGAGUUUUUUUUUUGACGGAAAUCUAUCUGAGAAUAGGCUUUGGAAUUUAUAAACCAUUUCUUUGAUAUACUAUUAUUAGAGUCUUCCUAAUCUUUUUAUCAUGCCUGACCUUCUCCCACCACAUGUGAAAUCAUUACAUUGAAUGUUCAUUGUCGUCAUUUUUAUGCUUGUCUGGUCGAUCCUCUGCAGAUGCUGAGGGAAUGCCAUCAGUUCCUGGAAGUAGACCCGCUGGAGAAAUAGGGUUAAACUCAGUGGAACCCUUCAAAUAUUUUAAUCUUUUUAAAGAUCAGAGAAGCAAAUUUGGAAUUGACAAAGACUGCAUGGAUGCGGAAAGAACUAUUAGGCAGUCUACGGCUCCUUGGAAGGCCACAGGACAGGAUUCGGGGCUUCAGUCAAAUUCACUAGGGUGUCCAGGAUCUCCAUUCGUUGACAUGAGCAAGAGUGGCUUUCAAUUCAAAAAUGAUAUGCUAUCUAGCUCGUUGUCAGAAGCGUUCAGCAGAGAAUGUAAGCUCUACUCACCAUGCAAAAGUUAAUGUUCUUUCCUGGGGGAUUCGAGGGGCUAUAAUAUUUUUUAUUUGUCUACUAUUAAAAAAAAAAUGUUCGUUGAUCUUACCUUCAUUAUUUUUUGGCAAGUGUAACCCUGAUUUAAGCUCAUCUGAAAUGAUCUUACCAUUCUGAUUUUGCAGUGAGUUUAUCAUCUAUGGAUCCUUCAUGUGGUCAUUCAACCAAUAUUAACCCCAACCUGGAAGAAGAUGAAUCUUUUGAAUCCUUGGAAGAAAUUGAGGCCCGAAUAAUUGGAAACCUUCUUCCCGAUGAUGAUGAUUUGAUUUCUGGAGUAACUGAUGGCAUUGAAUAUGUUCCUAGGCAUAACUUUGAUGAUGUGGAAGAUGACCUAUUUUGUAGUAUAGGAGGAAUGGAACUUGAAGCUGAUGAUGGUUUACGUGGUAACAAAAUUUUAGAUCCUGCUGUUGGGGUCCGCAAUUUUCAACAGGAAGUGCUUAGUGGUACGUUUUCUGGAGAACGCCUGCAUGUUGACCGUCCCUCUAGGUCACUCAUUGUGAGAAACAUAAGUGGAAAUGUUGAAGAUUCCGAGCUAAGGGUUGUCUUUGAGGUGCUCAUAUCCACCAUGCUUCACUUUUCCUGUGUUUUAUCGUUGCCCCUAUUCGGGUUCUGAUUCCAUGAGCCCUUCUAUGUUGAUUGUACUCUCUUAUUUUUGCAGCAAUAUGGGAGCAUUCACACUCUGUAUACAGCCUGCAAACAUCGUGGUUUUGUUAUGAUCUCAUACUAUGACUUGCGGUCUGCUCGCAAUGCAAUGAAAGCACUUCAAAACAAGCCACUGAAGAACAGAAAACUCGAUGUACAGUUUUCGAUUCCCAAGGUAUAUGCUCCCAACUGAUUAAUGCAUAAACUAUGCAUGCAUUUUUAUUUUUUCCGUCCAAAGGAUGUUUAUGCAUGAGUUAGACAGCUGCGUUUCUGCACUCUUUUGCUAUUGGAGUCCCCAUUUCUAGCUCAUUUAUUUGUUUUUAUUUGAUAAAUCUCUAUUUUCUUUUUCUGUCUGAACUAAAAUGUGUUUCUUUGCGAAUUUUUAUGCUGAACACAUCUGUGUGAUACAUGGGACAUUUUACUUUUACCUUCCCAGGGGUAAAACAACGACCAAAAUUCGGAAAACCUAAGAUAGCAGUUAAAAAGCUAAGAGAAGCAUGAAAAGCUUAUUCUCUCUAGAAGACUUUAUGUGGUUGAAGAAUGUCUUAUUCAUUUGCUGAAGGGAGCAAUAGACUGACUCUGCAAAAGUUGUGAUGUAAAAGUGCAGUAAGCACACUUCAACCGUAUAGGAUAAAAUGUUAAUUUUUCAACUUCGAAACCUUGAAAACAUGCGAAAGUACUGUGCUUUUUGAUAAUUCCUAAAGAUAUCAAUGAAGCUUUGCAUAGCAUCUGAGAAGGGUUCUGUCUUCAAUCGUACUGUUUUUUCUGUUCCAUUAGAUGGGUAGAAUUAUCAGCUGAUACUCGACUAGAUUGACCAUCAUCCAGAACUGUGCAGCCGAUUUCUGGGACAUCUUACUCGCACUGAAUUUUGAUUUCUUUUGUUGUCCAUGUGUUGAACAUAUCUGCCACUCUUUUGUAUUUUGAUUCUCUUUUCUGGGCCAUAUAUCAGCAGGACAAUCAGUUUGAGAGUGAUAUUAACCAGGGUACACUUGAGAUUUUGAACCUUGACUUUUCUGUUUCCAAUGAUGAUCUCCUUCAGAUAUUUGGCAUAUAUGGCGACAUUAAAGAGGUAUGACAUGUUUUGGACCUCAGAACAUCAGCUGUUUUUGUACUUCUGAGUAUUAAAGUUUCAGCUAUCCUGCUGAUACACAGAUUCGUGAAACUCCACAUAAACGCCAUCACAAGUUCAUCGAGUUCUAUGAUGUCCGAGCUGCAGAAGCUGCUCUUCAUAGUUUGAACGGAAGUGGCAUUCCAGGAAAGAAAAUCAAGCUUAUUCCCAGCAGACCUGGGGUUCCAAGAUGGAGGUAUUCACACUGCACACUCUUUUUACAUACGAUUUCAUAGAAAUUUUAAAUUGCCGUACCAAAAUUCUUCCUGGGCCCUGGCCGACCUUCGCCGAUGGUAUAAAUGCAAUUUAUAUAAUCAUCAUAAAUAAAUAUUAUAUUUUCAAUCAUGGGUCAGUGAGAUCAAACAAAGAUCCAAGGUACUCAAGUUAUCAUCUCAUCUAACUCAAAACUCAGUUACCAAUUUUAGCAACUACGGAUCUAUUCAUAGAAAUGAUAGCUUGUUGAAGUUGCUUAGCUAUUCAACUCAGACCCAAGUAAUGGCUGGGGAAUGCCAUUACUUGGACAGAAUCCACGUACCAUUGAUGACUGUUGCUACCUGUUUGAUAAUAUUUUCUAGCAGUUAUUUUGGAUGCGGAGGGAAACGAAUUUUCUCAUUGACAUUCCUCCUGAAACCAGUGCGACGCAGCAGCCUUCUCCGGACCUGGAGCAGAGAGAACCUGCUGGAUGUUGUCAGCUCGAGAGUCCAUGUCACUACCCACCUUCAGGUGAUCAUGGUUUGUCACUCAUGCCCAUACUAAGAUUCUCCUUGUUCCAACCAUAUAUUAUACACUCUUGAAUGCACCUGUCGUGAUAUAGUUUAAAUGUUCAUCAGGAACCACCAAUCAUGGAGUGAUCACCUCCUACGGCCUUGAUGCUGGAUCUUUUCAUGCCAGACAUUCUAGCCUUCACACACAACACCGAUUUCUGGAUAACAAUUUCGGCGUUACAGCCUCUCCGAUUAGGGUUUCGCCUGCGAGCAUCAAAAGCAAUCCAGCUGAGCUCGAGCUCAGUCACUCUCUGGGAGAUCGGAACACUGGGUUUCCAAGUCCCUACUCUCGUUCCCUUCCCGAGUACCAUGAUUGUGUGACCAGUGGACUUCCCUUCAACUCCCUUAGCGCCAUGUCCUCCAUGUCCAUGAACAUCAACGCUCGACCAGUCAACGCCUUUGACAACAUCCACAUCCAGAAUGCGGGCUCAGAGGGGGCCAACUCCCAUCCCUUUGAGUAUAAUCACGGUAAGCCUAUAAUGUGGGUUCGGACAUUGAUUUCAUUAUUCAAGAACACAUACAAUUAUCUUCUCUUUGAUUGCAGCAUUUGGGACCUCGGCGAAUGGCAAUGGCUGUCUUCAUGGGCAUCGUAAUGCUUGGAGCAAUGCGAGCCCAUAUCAUCAUCAUCAGCAGCAGCAGCAGCUGCAGCAAUCCCAAGGGCCGAUGAUAUGGCCAAAUUCUCCAUCGCUUGUCAACAUUCCGGCCUCUCCGUCGCAAUCUCGCGGGCUUCCGAGGUCGCCGUCACCUAUGGUGAACACAUUUCUUCCACUCCGCCAUCAUCAUGUGGGCUCGGCCCCUUCUGCAAAUCCCUCCCUCUGGGACAGGCGGACGUAUGUGAGGGACGGCGCCGCCAGCGGCCCAUGUUUUCACCCGGGCUCGGUGGGGAGCUUGGGAAUCUCCGGCAUCUCCGGCCUGCACCCUCUGGAGCUUUCUUCUCGAAGCUUCCUUCCACACAUUGGAGGGACCAUCCUGGACCCCUCGCGGUAUUCUCCUCAGCAACGGUGCCAGACGUUCCAUGGGAGGAACCCAAUGAUCCCGGUGCCCACUCAAUUUGAUUCUCCCAGUGAUCGAGCCAGGAGCCGGAGAAGUGAUGCGAGCUCAAACCAGGCAGACAGCAGGAAGCAGUAUGAGCUCGACAUUGAGCGAAUUAUUCGCAGGGAAGACUCAAGAACAACGUUGAUGAUAAAGAACAUCCCCAACAAGUAUGCACCUCAAAACUCCCCUCCCUCCCUCCAACAACAACAAAAAAGAAAAAGUUAAAAAAAGAAAAACGAAUCACAGCUGACUUUCUUCUCUUCAUGGGAUCCAAUAGGUACACAUCCAAAAUGCUCUUGGCGGCGAUCGAUGAGAAUCACCAUGGAACUUACGACUUCAUCUAUUUGCCUAUUGAUUUCAAGGUAAGAUUCUGCCUGAUUUCUUGCUUCGGACAACAUGUCCGGCCCUCUGCCAGUAGUUUCUUAUCCAUCGUCUGUCUUCCACCCCCUCCAGAACAAGUGUAACGUGGGGUACGCCUUCAUCAACAUGAUAGAUCCUCGGAAGAUCAUCCCUUUCUUUCAGGUUCUUAUUCUUCUCCCUCAUACCCUCUAUAGAUAGAUGGCAAAGUUUUGAUUUCAUUUCAUUUCAUUUCAUUCAGACUUUUAAUGGGAAGAAGUGGGAGAAGUUCAACAGCGAGAAGGUGGCAUCGCUCGCCUACGCCCGGAUCCAAGGGAAAGCCGCCCUCAUCGCCCAUUUCCAGAAUUCAAGCUUGAUGAAUGAGGAUAAACGGUGCCGUCCGAUCCUGUUUCAGACAGACGGCCCAAAUGCUGGCGAUCAGGUAACACAACGCAUGCAAUCAUCUUUCAGCAUCUUACCAUCACUUGCAGCAGCGCUGUUUCUCCAAGUGUUGUUGGAUGGCGAUCACUAUGUUCUUUUAGGGGUUGACCUUUUUCCAAUCCAUGAACUCUGAUUCUCGUUUACCUGGUUCUCGAGUGGUUUUAGAUGCCAUAUUUGAUCACAUAUAAUCGCAUGAACUUAGUCAUCUUAUCCAAUAUGGGUCCGUACUAACCGAGAUGCUCCAACGUUGACCAUGAAUUAUUCGCAGAAAAAUCUAAACCUCCUGCUUCUGUCAUUCCGGCAUCUAAUCAUGGGUUUACUUCUUUUCUUUUUGUCCAUUUAUGGAAACUUAGGAACCCUUCCCCAUGGGAAUCAACAUCCGAUCCAGGAACGGGAAGCCCAGGGCGGCAGGCAACGAGCAAAACCAGAUGGGUAGUAGCGGCGGCCUCCCCUCCGUAAACGGAGAGGAAUCGCCCAACGGGACAGACUCUUCACCAGGUUCGGUAAAGGCCUUGGACUGA